Messenger RNA from Rhododendron vialii, 1570 nucleotides. RefSeq names its product GDP-fucose transporter 1-like. Gene Ontology annotation, cellular component: Golgi apparatus. Gene Ontology annotation, molecular function: GDP-fucose transmembrane transporter activity; antiporter activity. The coding region runs from base 238 to 1284 and encodes 348 amino acids. The record is from RefSeq and is a predicted model, not a curated record. The transcript has 2 exons. Lineage: Eukaryota; Viridiplantae; Streptophyta; Magnoliopsida; Ericales; Ericaceae.
UCCAGGGCCAUUUUCUUUCUUCUGUUUUUUUUUUGGUCAAACGGAAAUAAUUCCAGGGCCAUUUUCGUCCCCUACAGCGAAGCUCUCCAUGACUCCAUCUACAAAGCUGUCCCUCUCUCUCUCUCUCAUCACUUGGUCGCGAAGUUCGAUGAACCCUCCGACCGACACUCUUAUAUGCGAGAAAAUUUUCAUUGCAAAAUUUACUGCAUCUAACAUUGGAUUUGGGGGAGUAAAGCUAUGGCUUCGAUUCGACUUGAUGCAUCGAAGCAGUAUUACGCAACCAGCAGUCUUGUAGUUGGUUAUGCUCUCUGUUCUAGCUUGCUUGCCGUGAUAAACAAAUUCGCCAUUACCAAAUUCAACUACCCAGGUCUUCUAACUGCAUUGCAGUACUUAACAUCAGCUCUGGGAGUGUGGGUUCUGGGCAAGUUGGGCUUUCUGCACCAUGAUCCAUUCGUAUAUGAUACCGCAAAGAAGUUCCUGCCCGCGGCAGUAGUGUUCUAUCUCGCAAUCUUCACCAACACCAAUCUUCUUCGCCAUGCCAAUGUGGAUACAUUCAUAGUUUUCCGAUCCUUGACGCCCCUUCUGGUUGCCAUUGCCGAUACCGCAUUUAGAAAGCAGCCGUGCCCUUCAAAGCUUACCUUUCUGUCCUUGGUCAUUAUCUUGGGCGGUGCUGUUGGGUAUGUUGCCACAGAUUCUGGUUUUACCCUCACCGCGUAUUCGUGGGCAUUUGCUUACUUGAUCACAAUUACGAGUGAGAUGGUUUAUAUCAAACACAUGGUUAUGAAUCUCGGGUUGAACACUUGGGGUUUCGUGUUCUAUAACAACUUGUUGUCUUUGAUGAUGGCUCCAUUGUUUUGGAUUGUUACGGGAGAAUAUGCCGAUGUUUUCGCUGCUGUGGGAUCAAGAUCGGAGAACUGGUUUAAGUUUGAUGCAUUUUCUGCAGUGUCUCUUUCGUGCGUGUUUGGGCUUCUCAUCAGUUUCUUUGGAUUCGCUUCCAGAAAGGCAAUCUCCGCCACGGCUUUUACUGUAACCGGUGUUGUUAAUAAGUUUUUGACUGUUCUAAUCAACGUGUCGAUUUGGGAUAAACAUGCGGGCCCCUUUGGUUUGGUUUGCCUCCUCGUCACAAUCGCCGGAGGUGUUCUUUAUCAGCAGUCAGUAACUGGAGCCGCAAGCACUGCUCCAUCACAGCGUGAUUCUGCUGCUUCUAAGCUCAUUGAUAGCGAGAAUGAUGAUGGAGUGGAGGAUGAAGAGAAGGGCAGCUCUGGUAAAAUUUCCGGUGUAUGACUACUCGUUUCUAUCGAUUUCCAAGGUCGCUAAAUAGAAGUCAUGCCUAUCGAUCGUGUCGGAAACAUGUAUCGUGUAUUAGAUGUUGCAAGUUGCAACAUUACUCUAGUGAAAUUGCAUGUGUAUGAGCAUUUUACUAGUCUUGAGCCAUUUGCUACUUGGCUGAAUAGAAUUUUAUGCCUCUUGUUAGCAACUUAAAAGGUACUACUUGUUUCUGUAUUAGUCAUUAGAUAUGGCCAAUAGUAGAUACUACUAUUAUUUUGAGAAGUUUGAUUUCAUUGAACUA